AACCUCAUCUGUUUGCUGAUUCCCAUAACAUGGGAUUCUUGUGGAAAUCGCAAGAACAACUUAAACUUUGUUAUUUGGCAUCCUGUUAAACCAAGACUCUAUUAACCAGGCAGAACACUUCUAAAAUCCGUGUGUCCUGUCUCAGCUAAUGACAUUCCCUUUUCUAGACUUUGGGCACAGCCUGCUUGGUCCUCAGUUGCCUGCCCGCACUUACCCUGAUUCCAGCCAAGCACACCAGCAUUUUGUCCUCACUGAAAACCUUUAGUCUGGAUCUUCAUCACCCCUUACCUGGACUCCUGCCUGUCUCCAGGUGCUCCCUCCUUCCGGGAAAACUUAAAUCUUUUGCAAUACCAAGUGUAGUGAAACUACAAAGACUGUCUAUUGUCUACAGAAGAGUUAAGGAUCCCCCAAAGGAGUCUCAAAGCUGUAUCCAAGCUGACUCCAGGCUAACUUUCCACCCUAAUACACCAGCUACACACUGACUUCAGUUUGUACACCAGCCACAGCAGACUCAGCAUGUUAGCUGUCCAACACAAGGCUUCCCUGUUGCUCUCUUCAUUUUUGAUGCCCUCUCAGUCUGCCUAAGGCCUCUGCCCAUUCCAUUUCAGCUCUAACACUUUUUGGUGGUAUCUUCACUGAUCUACCCUUCAGAAUCCACUCACCCACCCUACCCCCAACGUGCUCACCCUCAGUGCUUCUACAACCAUCUCAUUUAUACCAACAUUAUUAUACCCUUCUGUUUUCUCUGUUUUGCCUGGGAUUUGACAUAUUUCAAAAGCCUCUCUCCCCCAUUAUAAGCCCUAGAAUGCAGGAACACUUUCUCUUUUAACUUAGUGUCAGUUUCACCCCAGAACUUUUUAGAAGAUAAGUUAAAUUAAUACAUAAAAGUGACCCCUUGACACCACAGAAUUCUGUAGAAUUUAUACCCAUCAUCUUCAGAAUUGACUAAAUUAGGUAUAUUUCAGUCUUCAAAAUCCCUGCAUUUCAGGGACACAUCCCUAAUAAAGACUGAAGGUCUCAGUUUUCCUGGCACUUAGGUUCUAUUCGAAGGAGAUCAAUAGUGUAAAAGUGAACAUCAUUUUUGAUGGUGAAAUGUGCUGUGAAGAAAUCAAGGCAGAGUUGAAGGUGACAGCACUAUUAUUUUACUUACUAUUUUUGAUGGAGGUAUCAUUAGUUUAUAAAACUGUAUGGGUUUCAGGUAUAGAAUUUCUCACCUUAACAUCAUUGUUAUCACACCUUGUCCACCACCAAAUGUGCCCCCACCAACCAGUCAGUUCCUCUACCCAGUCCCUUCCCCGUCUAGGAAUCACCAUUCGUUGUCCGAGUAUAAGGGUUUGUUUUGGUUUUGUUUUUUUCUUUUGCCUUUUUUUUUCCUAUUUUAUGUUCUACAAAUAAGUGGAAUCAUACAGUAUUUGUCAUUUUCCUUCUGAUUUAUUUCACUUGGCAUAAUCCCUUCAAAGCCCAUCUAUGUUGUUGCAAAUGGUGAGGUUUCACCUUUUUUAUGGCUGAGUAGUAUUCCAUUGUGUGCACAUACCACAUCUUCCUUAUCUAUUCAUCCAUCAUCAGGCCCUUGGAUUGUUUCCAUGUCUUGCCUACUGUGAAUAGUGCUGCAGUGAACAUAAGGAGACAUACAUCUAUACAUCUAGUCAAAUUCAUGUUUUUAUUCUUUUCAGGUAAAAUCCCAGAAGUGGAAUUGCUGGAUCAAAUCAUAUGGUCCAGUUACCUUUGGACUCCCAUAAUGGACUCCCCAAAAUCUCCAAAAGAAACUGUCCUCAUCACAGGAGGAGCUGGCUAUUUUGGUUUCCGCCUAGGCUGUGCUCUAAAUCAGAAAGGAGUCCAUGUGAUUCUAUUUGACAUCAGCAGCCCAGCUCAAGCCAUUCCAGAAGGAAUCGAGUUUGUACACGGAGACAUUUGCCACCUCUCUGACGUAGAGAAGGCCUUCCAGGAAGUGGCCGUGACAUGCGUGUUCCACAUCGCCUCUUACGGCAUGUCAGGGCAAGAGCAACUAAAUCGAAAUCGAAUCGAAGAAGUCAAUGUGGGGGGCACAGAAAACAUCCUCCAGGUUUGCAGGAAGAGAGGGGUGCCAAGAUUAGUUUAUACUAGCACUUUCAAUGUCAUCUUUGGAGGUCAAGUUAUCAGAAAUGGAGAUGAAUCUCUGUCUUACCUACCACUUCACCUCCACCCAGAUCACUACUCCCGGACCAAAUCCAUUGCAGAGAAGAAGGUGCUGGGGGCCAGCGGCACAGCCCUGGAGAGUAGCAAUGGUGUCUUGAGAACCUGUGCACUGAGGUCAGCGGGCAUCUACGGACCCGGAGAGCAGAGACACCUUCCCAGAAUAGUGAACUACAUUGAAAGGGGCUUGUUUAAGUUUGUGUAUGGGGACCCCAAGAGCCUGGUUGAAUUCGUCCAUGUGGAUAACUUGGUGCAGGCGCACAUUCUGGCCUCAGAGGCCCUGAAAGCUGACAAGGGCUACAUUGCCUCUGGGCAGCCCUAUUUCAUCUCAGAUGGCAGACCUGUGAACAACUUUGAGUUUUUCCGGCCUCUGGUUGAGGGCCUGGGCUAUACAUUCCCCUCCUUCCGCCUGCCCUUGACCCUCAUCUACUGGGUGGCUUUCCUCACAGAGGUGAGCUACUUCCUUUUGGGUCGACUGUACAACUUCCAGCCCUUCCUCACCCGCACUGAAGUUUACAAAACUGGUGUCACACAUUACUUUAGUCUAGAGAAAGCGAGGAAGGAGCUAGGUUAUGAGGCUCAAGCAUUUGACCUCCAGGAAGUAGUGGAGUGGUUUAAAGCCCAUGGCCAUGGCAAAAGCCCUGGCACUCGUGACUCUCAGCCUCUUGUUCACAAUGGACUGUUUGUUUUGUUCUUAGUUAUAGCUGUCCUGACAUGGCUGCCCUCUGUGACUCUGUCACUAUGAAGGAAGAGCUAAAAAUAAGGAGCUGCUCAUAUUUACUGAGAUGGUUUUCAGAAAACAUGGGUUUAGUGUCUACAGUGACACCCAGUGCUAAAUUUCAACUCUUCUCAUUGCUAUUUAAGAACAGAGUCUUGGACUAAGUCUUCCUUACUUACCUCCUUGCAUUAAUCCUGGUGAGAGAAAGAAAAGAAGCAAAGAUAGAUUUAAAAUGUUUUAGAUGGGUACAACCCGAGUCAUUUUGGAGCCACAGAGCUAAAUUUAGUUUGGUUGGAAAUGUCUUACUUAAAUUUCUCAGAUGCCAAAAGUCACUUAUUUCCAUUCUAUAUAGUGAUGUUUCAGUGAGUGACAGACCAUACACAUGGAAGCCCCAGCAGGUCACCUUGGUGUGGGGUACGAUUUAUCUCGCACUUUAUGUAACCACACUGUGACACAACAACUCAAUUGCCUAACAACACAUUUUUCAUAACCCACCCCUGUCACUAAGUGAUGCUUGGCUGUACUCUCUGAACCUACUUAAAAUGGACUGAAACACACACUGAUAAAAGAAUGUCAUGAUCCAAUGACUUGAAAAUGUAUGAAAAACACAAGUCAGGCCAGAUCCCCACAGACUACUCCUCUCCUGGCUGUUGCAGGGGACACCUUGGUUAUCCACAGCCUAAAUUUUAGGAAUUCAUUUUUUCCCCUAUGUGAUUGAAGGACUUUCAGACUUUCAGCCUGUGUGACCACAUGGCAAUAUUGGGUGUUUAAGCAAGCACAUCUUUUUCUUACCUCAUAGGUGCUUUUGAGGAUUAAAUUAGACAAGGCACAUAAAGUGUUACUCAACAUGCCUAACUGAGCCUUUGUUUAUUCUGAAGUUUCCUUCCUCAGGGUAUUCUGUUUAAAGGGUGCCAUUGCUCCUGACUUUCCCAAAUGUCUUAAUGUGUGCCCUGAGUGUUUAUAGAGUUUUAGUCUCUGAGGAGAGACUAAAGUUCAGGAAACAGCCAAAAUUUUGAUAACUAAGGAAGAUGAACUAACGAUGUCAUUUGUAAUUAAAAAAUGAAGUAUAGCUCUGAACUAAUAGACCGACUUCUCACUGGGAAGAAUAUUGGUACUCUGAAGGCAAAUUCCAGGGAGGAAUGUUUUGAACAAUGGUACCAUUGUCUAGCCACCGGGGACCAUUGUCGGAGACAUUCAAGGAGCGCUGUUGCAUAGAAAGCAAGAGGAAGAAGGCAGACUCUGCGCGUGCCAAGGUGCCAGCUACAGAAGAGGCAGUAUUAAAUGCUAGCAGGAGCACAGGUUGCUGUGCAAAUUCAUGUUAGUGUCAUUCUGAGAGUAUUUGUAGAGGAUGUUAGAUGCACCAUCCCUGCAUGUUUUGGGACAAGCAUUCAACUUGAUACCAGAAGACCUGCCACCAGGAACACUUUGUGCAGUCUUAUCCAAGUCACUGAAGUUUCUCCAGGCCUCAGUUUCCUCUUUUGGUAUGGGAAUGACUAUUGAUCUUUUCUAUAAGCCUACACACCCACCUCCCAGAGUGUUUUUGGAGCCUAAAAUAAGAGGUGGUAAUAUAUCUGGGGUGGUAUGGGCCUGGACUCCUAAAACAUCCCAGUGUUGUAAACACACAUUGCCUCAAUUAGUUAAAUAACUGAAAUUAAAAUUUAAACAGGUCAAUGGAUCUUGAUGGAAUUCUGCUAAGUGAAAUAAAUCAGAAGAAGAAAGACAAAUACCAUAUGAUUUUACUCUUAUAUUUUACCCUUCUGUGGAAGAUAAAUAAAAAUAACCCCUUAGACUGUGACAACAGAAUCAUGGUGACCAGAGGGGGAGAAGGAUGGGAGAAGGGGGUCCAAUGGAUUAUGUUGGGGAGUCAUUGAUACUUUCAUGGUGAAUAUGGUUUAUUGUAUGCGAUAAUCAAGGUGUGAAGCUGAAAUGUACACAGCAUGGUAAAUGAAUGUCAUCUCAAUAAAAUUUGAAGAAAAAAAAUUAGAUGUGGUAAAAGUACAUUUGAUGUAUAAAUUGCAACAUAAACAUGAGUAGUGAUAGAGAUUGUUUUUGUGAAAUAUUUUUGUGGUCCUUUAUAUCACAAGAUGCUUUUGCUUUAGGGGUUAAUUCACAUGAGCACCUGCAGCAGGUCUAACACUGGGUGCUAUAGGGCAGGUUUCUCUGCUCUGCAGGCUCAGCGUGUCUGGACAUGGUGUAGGCAUACCAGGAGGUGACUGAUAGCAGAUGAGUACAGUAAAACCUGUAUCAGUGGUUAAGAGGGAACGCAGACUCUCCAAACAUGUUUUCAAUGAAGUCCCUUGAAAGAAUGAUAGAUACUUCUCAGUUUUAUCAAGCCAGGUACACCAAGCAUGGUGGGGGUUAGCUUGUUCUUGUUUCCCACACAAUAUACCUAAAAGAAAAUCAGGAUGUAUGUAUGGGACUACUGUCACCUGGGUGUGAUACAUGUGGCCUGGCUGUAGAAAGGACAAUGAGGAGCAGUCUCUGAGGUGAUGCACUAUAGCC
Talpa occidentalis (Iberian mole) is the source of this 5392-nucleotide messenger RNA. It is a transcript of the gene SDR42E1, whose product is annotated as short chain dehydrogenase/reductase family 42E, member 1. Gene Ontology annotation, biological process: steroid biosynthetic process. Bases 1655 to 2917 code for a protein of 420 amino acids. The transcript is spliced from 3 exons. Gene Ontology annotation, molecular function: 3-beta-hydroxy-Delta5-steroid dehydrogenase (NAD+) activity. Lineage: Eukaryota; Metazoa; Chordata; Mammalia; Eulipotyphla; Talpidae. The record is from RefSeq and is a predicted model, not a curated record.